This is a messenger RNA of Cylicocyclus nassatus, 1128 nucleotides long. The record is from the annotation of a GenBank genome assembly. NCBI's taxonomy places the organism in Eukaryota, Metazoa, Nematoda, Chromadorea, Rhabditida, Strongylidae.
AUGGAUACAAGAGCAUUAAACGAGACUGUUGAAUGCGACCUUUGGAAUCUCAGUGUACGAUCUCUGCGCCGAAAUUUGGACAUUCGCCGCGAACAGGCUGAAAUUCUGAUCAAAGGUUUUGAAGGGAAAACAAGGGAUAUCGAGCAAAUUACAAAGUCGAUAAGAGCCCAAAUCAUUCAGUAUAACCGCGUAGUUUCUGAAAGAGCGAAGCUAAUUAAUCAACUGGAUGAGUUUUUUUCAGAAGAAAAAGUGCUACACUCAACUUCUCGUCGGGCUGGGGUAGAACCCUUAGAUCUGGGUCAGUUGGAGGAGCCUGCGACAGCAGACGAAGGGAACAACAUUUUGGUGUCGGAAUCUGCAGCGGAUCAACAAAGCUCAUUGUCCGAAGAUAGUACUGAUGUAGGAAUUAUACGCACUGCCUCGCAGUCUACCGUUUGCGAAGAGUCACUUUCUUAUUUUGAUGAAGAAGAGAAGACUCGUAGUUCAGCAAGCUCUUUUACUCUGCACCAAUCGGAUGUGGAUGAUGCGAAAUUGGGAAAGCAAAAUAUUGAUGCGGAGCCUCAUCCAUCACGUAGAACCUUGGACACAGUGGAAACCCUGGCGAUGUUGUCACGUCAGACAGUGACGGUUGGCGGUGAUGAAAACUCCUUGGAUGAUGCCGACCAGCUUCUUGACAAACUGAUAUAUUACUUUGAGCAAGCAAAGGUUGCCACAAUUGAGGAAGUUUCACCUGAAGAGCAGUCAUUGUCAGACAGUGGAAAAUUAUUUGACAGAACUUUCACAGAAACUGCUAUUACUGGGCCAAUGCUGCCGAAUGCGCCUUCUGUAGAAGCAGACCAGUCUGUGGACGUGGUAGACGGAAUGAACGACGUUAUGAUAACUCCUCACGAAAACACCGGAUUGGAAGUGUCUAUAACCAACUCUGGAAUCUGGAGUGAAGCAGAAGUUAGCGUUCCAGACAUAAUAACACAUGUUAGUGAAGACGCCUCCACUUUGGAAACGCCAAGCUUUAUCGGAGAUGCAGCUGACAUAGCCGAAACCGCGGAAAGUGGAAAUACUAAUCUUAGUCCACUUGAGCACAGCCAUGGAGAGACGGAAAAGGUUUCGAACGAAGGUGAUAAAAUUUGA